Heterobasidion irregulare TC 32-1 is the source of this 556-nucleotide messenger RNA. RefSeq lists its product as uncharacterized. The record is from RefSeq and is a predicted model, not a curated record. Lineage: Eukaryota; Fungi; Basidiomycota; Agaricomycetes; Russulales; Bondarzewiaceae. Gene Ontology annotation, cellular component: membrane. The coding region runs from base 44 to 352 and encodes 102 amino acids. The transcript has 4 exons.
CACCCUCAGACGAUCCCCAAAUCUACUCACCAAAUAUCAAGAGAUGUCUGCUUACCCCGCACUUGUGAUGGGCACCCUAUGCAUCGUCGGUGGUGUCACUGGCUACGUCCGGACGCGUUCAAUCCCGUCUAUCGUAGCUGGUGUGGGUGUAGGCGUGUUGUACCUUUACAGCGGGGACAGCAUCCGUAAACAUACCGCGAACGGGCUCGAGACAGCGCUGGGCGCCUCGGCCGUCCUUCUGCUCUCUUCACUCCCGCGCUUCGCCAAGGGCCCCGUCCCAGCGCUGCUGACAGUCACGUCAGCCGCCACAGGCGCCUACUACGGCAGGACGAUAUACAACCUGCGUUCUUAAAUGACUCCGUAGAGUCUCAGUGCCGUGUGUGCGCGGACGAUCGGAAAUCCGCGUUGUAUACCUUUACGUGCGGCUCUGAUGCCAUCCUGUGUUAUGGCAUGCGUGGUGUCAUAUGUAUCGUGUAUAGUAUCAUCGUUUCCCGGCUACCUCGUGGAACACGCCUUGCUUUUUGAUUGCAAUCUCACUACUCACAGUUAGCUUUCC